UUCUGUUUUCCCAUAAAUAAAACUAAAGGGAGUAUGUGAAUAAUUAUAUUUUAAUUUAAAAUCCCAUUUGAGCUUACAGUAAGUGGAACCAAACCUCUGUGAAUCUGCUGCACUUAAACAUCUCGCUGAGAAGCAGGAGGACAGCUCAACAGCUGGACCCUAUUUACUAAUCCUUUGUUUAUCCCAAAGCAAGCCAGUAGCAACCCUGUAGGAACCAGUGACCUACACUUUGGUGUGAAAGAGUAAAGAAUCUGGCCAGCUGGACCAAGUUGCUUCCUGCCAAUUCCACCGCAUACCUCAGGGGUGGAAGCUGUCCCUGCCUGCAUCACUGCCUUGGCUCCCUCAGCUCGAAGCCUGGGCAGAAAGCUACUGGUAAAUUGAGGUGUGAUGGGGCCGGGACAAAUCUGUUGGUAGAGCAAUGAGGUUGCAGCUUCCUAACUGCUUUGCAGAGGGCUUGCAAAUUAAAAUCACGCUGCAAACUGGUAGCCAAGUCUGGUGGUAAAGCACAGUAUUAAACCCAGCCAACUGGGUUGUACUAGUGGCUUUAUUUCCCACCCGCUUUGCAGAGGUGGAAAAACUGUAAAAGCUAAUGAGAGAAGCAAGAUUCAUGUUUUUGCAUUUUUUUAAUCUUGUAAAACCCUUUUCUGAAGGCUCUGCUCAGGCAUAGCUCCUGGUUUGAGGGGAGCAGUGAGCACUGGAAGGGCACCGCUCCGCUGUAGCUGUCUGACAUAAGGGGCUGUUGGAAACGUAAGGUACUUUCAGCAUCUAAGCAAGGACUAAUGUCCUUCAGGUGCAUGUCGGAGACAAAACUUGAAUAGCUGAGGGAUUAAGGGCCUGAUCUAGACUUUAUUAAAUUCAGUGGAAAACUUUCCCUCAAUUUUAAUAGGCUCCGGAUCAGGAUCAGGGAAUAGAGGGACAAAGCAGCUGGAAAAGACUGUUUUGAAGAGAAAUCUGAUUUUCUUUAAAUAAUCACAAAACCUCAGGGGGAGGAUUGGAUACUGAAGAUCAUUUGAAGUGUUGAUUUUAAUUUUAUUUUGUCUUAGAGUACUUGAGCCUGAGACCUCACCGUAAUUUUGCAUACUUUUUAUGCAUUACUGAUUUGUAUCACAUCCUAUGGAAGGCUAUCUUUAGAUAUUAACAGCAGUAUAAUUUGUUCUUAGUGGACAAUGUUAUGCUUCUACCUCUAGAAACAUUUCUGAUGAAGACCUAGAAUUCUGAGGAGAUUUACAAACAGGAACUUUGGAGAUUAACCAUGGAUCAUAAGGGUGAGGAGAAAAGAAAGCAGCGCCAUGGCUUGACUUUGUUGGAACAAGUAAAGAGAAUGAAAGAAUCAACAGAGAUCAUUGAUGUUGUCCUGGUGGCGGAAGGUGAGAAAUUCCCCUGCCAUAAGGUGGUGCUGGCUGCCUUCAGUCCCUACUUCAAAGCCAUGUUUACCUGUGGCUUGGUGGAAUGCACACAGAGGGAAGUGGUGCUGUACGACAUCUCCGCAGAGAGCGUGUCCGUGAUACUCCAUUACAUGUACAGCGCCGACCUGCGCCUCGCUGAUCAGAACGUGCAGACUGUUGCGCUUGCUGCUUAUUUCAUGCAAAUGGAAGAUGUUUUCAGUAUGUGCCAGAAGUACAUGAUGGACCAUAUGGAUGCUUCCAACUGUGUGGGCAUCUACUACUUUGCCAGCCACAUUGGGGCAGAAGAUUUAGCUGAUCAAGCGAGGAAAUACUUGUAUCAGCAUUUUGCUGAGGUGAGUUUACAAGAAGAAAUAUUAGAGAUUGAAUUCCAGCAGCUGUUGACUCUCAUAAAAUCAGACGAUCUGAACAUUUCCAGGGAGGAAAGCAUUCUGGACCUCGUCAUUAGAUGGGUCAAGCACAGCAGGAAGUCACGAGUAGAGCACCUUACUGAGCUCCUGAAGCAAGUGAGGCUGGUACUUGUCAGCCCUUCCUUUCUUGUGGAAGCCCGGAAAAGGAACACAAUGAUCCUGUGCAAUUCUGAAUGCAAUGACAUGUUUGAGGAAGCACUGAAAACCAUCAAACUAUCCAGCCACCCUUCUCUCAGCCUGCGUUACGGCAUGGAGACUACGGAUCUCUUACUCUGCAUUGGCAACAAUUCUUUCGGCAUUAGGUCAAGACAUGGUAGCUAUGCAGAUGCCAGCUUUUGUUAUGCUCCUGCGACACAAAAGACUUACUUCAUUUCCUCUCCAAAGUAUGGCGAGGGUUUAGGAUGUGUUUGCACGGGUGUUGUCACUGAGAAAAAUGAUAUUAUUGUGGCAGGCGAGGCAAGCGCUGUCAAAAUGUCUAGACAAAAGACCCGGAACAUCGAAAUCUAUAGAUACCACCAGCAAGGAAACCAGUUUUGGCACUGCCUGUGCACCACUGAGCUCCGUGAACUCUACGCAUUGGGCACUAUCCAUAACGACCUCUAUGUAAUAGGAGGGCAAAUGAAAGUGAAAAAUCAGUAUCUGGUCACAAACUGUGUGGAGAAGUAUUCCAUGGAGCAAGGCACCUGGAGAAGCACGGCGCCUCUGCCAGUACCGUUAGCCUGCCAUAUGGUGGUGACAGUGAAGAAUAAGCUCUACGUGCUGGGUGGAUGGACACCACAGACGGAUCUGCCUGACGAUGAGCCGGAUCGAUUAAGUAACAGAACGUUUCGGUACGACCCAGGCCAAGACAAAUGGACAGAAGGUGCGCCAAUGAAGUACUCCAAAUACCGCUUCAGCACAGCUGUAGUCAACAGCGAGAUUUAUGUCUUGGGAGGAAUUGGGUGCCUUGGCCGUGACAGAGGACAGACACGGAAAUGUCUUGAUGCGGUGGAGAUCUAUAACCCUGAUGGCGACUUUUGGCGGGACGGCCCUCCCAUGCCUUCUCCCCUCCUCUCCUUACGAACAAACUCCACCAGCGCAGGCUCUGUGGAAGGGAAGCUGUACCUCUGUGGAGGAUUUCGUGGAGCAGCUCGUCACGAAGUUAUCACCAAAGAGAUCCUCGAACUGGAUACAUGGGAGAACCAGUGGAACGUGGUGGCCAUCGACGUCCUCAUGCACGACAGCUAUGAUGUUUGUCUUGUUGCUAGGCUGAACCCGCGGGAUCUUAUCCCUCCUCCCCCGGAUUUAGUGGACCAAUAGAAGUUCAGUGACUCUCAGUGCUUCCAGAUUCUGCAGAAAUGGAAAAAUUUGGAGAGACAAAUGCUGCAUUGCCUCUGGAUGACAACUGAGUCCCACAGAGAGGAGCCAGCAACACAUGCUUUAGGACAGAACUGCCUUUGAGCUGUGCUUCUCAGAUGAUGCUUACUUUGCUAGUACUGGUGCUCGGGACUUCUGCGAUUGAAAGUCGAGGUCGCCCAGCAUUUGUGUGUGGCUCUUCGCCUUCCAUCUGGCUGUGCAAGCUCCAGUGCUGGGUGCAGCCUGGGCUUCUGGGAGCCUUUGCCUCACAGGCACAGUGGCAGCCCGGGGCUCAUUUCACUGCACAGCAUGACAUAUGGAGGAAAGCUCUAGCCAGGGAAAUCCCUCCUUUGCUGUUUUCCUCGCCUGGUUCUACUAAGCUACCAAGGAGGCUAAGAAAUAUGUUAAGUCAGCUGAUGAAAACCAGUCCAGCUGUACCAAAAGGCCAGGCUGUACUUAACUGAUACAGAAGGAAAACAGAGAAGAGCCUUUGCUUGUUUUUAAAAAAACAAAACAAAACAAACCAAAACACAUUAGCCAAGGUUCAUUACCCAGGUACACCAGCUACUGCAAACUUUAUCUAACCCACAGACAGGACAGUUCCCGUCUUUGCCAACCAAGCUGAGCCUGUGCUAGUAGAAAACUAGUCUUUUGGCAACAAGUCACAAGUGAGCCUUUCCGCAGAGGUAGUAGGCAGUGUGUAACCAGGACAAGAAGAAUCCUAAAUUUUCACAUAGAUCCUAUCAGUUACAAGGUCUGGUGUGACCAGAGCCUUAAAGCUCAGUUAGAAAUCCCUCUUGCUUUGAGAGAUGGGGAAGGGAAUUUAAAAUAAAAAACAAUAAAUGAGACCAGCGUUAUCUGCGUAUCAGCUCUGCAGCUACAGGGAAAAAGGAUAGGUGUGCGAAUUGAUAAAUGUUUAUGUAACAGUAGCUGUUUUUAUAGAAGUGGCUUUAUUGAGGUAGCAUAAAGUAAAUUCUCUACCAAGAGAAUUGGCUAUAAUCACAGGGAAGAGAAUUAAUUCAGUGUUUCUUAAGGCAGUGUUAGCUUUUAUAAGGCUUGAAGACAGGAGGCUAGAGAGAAAGUUGUUACCAAUACUGCUAUCCCGUUUGAAUUACCAAUAACUAUUCAUCGGUUGUCUGGUGCCUAACUUGUAGUGUAUCUCCCUGCCACUGCCUGGGCAGCAUGGACAAGAGAACUGGAAAGCUCCGUUGUGCUCUUGGGCCACAACUGCAAAUGGUAGUACGCUGCACUGCAGAGUGAAUGUCAGAGGCAAACACUAAGAGUAAACUAUGAAACAGAACAAAAAUUAUCAUUGUCAUCAAGAAGUUGCUUUUGAUGGCUACAAAAGCAGUGACAAAACUGGAAGGAAAUAAUGGGCAAAGAAAUGAGGGAAUCUGUCACUUAGUUCUUCCAUAGUCACUUGCAGGAUCUGCACUUCAAAGCAUCCCCAUUUUCCUUUUCAAUCGUGUUUUAGGCUGAAAAAAUGCCAGCUGUUGUUUUUGUUGGGUUUUGGGGUUUUUUUUGCCUGUAAUUCUUAUGGCAGAGAGAGACAGAGAGGAUAACCCAGAAGCCCUUUGCCAAUUCUGACUUUUCUGAUUCAUGUACUAUUCUCUAAAAUAUCCAGUGGGAAAAUUAAUCUGUCAUAUAAAAACAAUUCGCAGGAAGGUCACUAAAGUUUACUUGAUAGCUAUAGCAGGACACUGAGGACUGCUCAGACAAUAAGGGAGCUGGUGGAGGGGAAACUAAGGAAAGCAUGUAGUGAGGGAGUAAACCUGUGAGCCUUACAGCUAAUCCCUUGUCUCCCUUUGUUUCACAGCCUAAAGACAUACUCUUGUGCUUGUAUCAUUUCUAUAUCAUCCAUUCUUUUUUAUUUCCUUUGUUCACAUGUCGGUCAUCCUCUGUCUAGAAUGGAGUUGCAACAAGCAUGAACUUCAGUGGUACAAACCAGCAACCAGUUCCUAAAGUCUUAACCACCUUGGUCGCUAAAUGCAGUUGUAGGUAUAAGAUCAAGGAGGCAAACUCUGCUUUAAUGUGUUUUUAAACAAAAUCAGUAGAAAGUUCUUCCAAUUAACCAUCCAAUAUUGGCAACUUUUUUUUUAACUUUCAUUGUUACUGCAAAGUAAAGGUAAUCUUGUUCUAAUGUCUCUACAGAGCUCUCAAGGCAGCUGGAAGCAAUGCUCUUGAGCAUCAGUUAAGUGUUUCCUUGUGAAACUCCAAAUUCUGCAACUACAUCUACCAAUUUUGCUUCUUUCACCUUUUUUGUUUUAAGGAUGAAUUUUUUAAAGGGUACUUUUUGUCUUUGGUCUCUGCUCUGAGGUCUAUUCCUGACAAUUCAAAUCCUCUUGUGGUUUAAAGCCUGAAUUAAUCUACUGGAUUUCACUCUCUGAAAGUCAGUCUGCUUGGAAUAUUUCAAGGAGAGAAGGGAGACUUUUGCAGGCUUUCAUUAGUUAUAUUUGAAAAUGUAUAACACAGCUGAGACUCUGCUAUUAAACUUUUAUUCCAGUAGUGAGCUGGCUGUUUCUUUCCCUCUUCGUACGUUUUGCUUUUUAGGUUGAUACUUAAUAAGCUGGAUGGAAAGGAAGUACGUACUCUGAGGUCUGUUUUGAUAACUGAAGAGAGUAAUUGCAUAUGUUUUAUAUACUGGCUUUGCAAUCAGCUAGUUCGAGCUGUAGUGGGCAGUCAACAGGUUUUAUUCCGUGCGCCCCUGGCAAGGGACCUGCCCUAGCAUGCACCAAGCACUGAGCUCCCCACUGCCCCCAGGGUCUGACUGUUAGUGGGGACUCGUGUGUGUCCGUGUCUCUGUCUCUGCCCAGGUCGGAACGUCUAGCACUACAUACCAGGCAGGGAAUUUUUUUCUUCUGGAUUAAAUAUCUAGAAUGGGGGCACUAACUUCUUGAUUUUGUGUGGGCCCCAGGUAGUUCAUGGUUUGCCCUUGGGGCAACGAUAAUUUCUAAACCAAUACUUGGAAAAAGACAGCUUGACUGAGGAAGGAAGGAAGAAGCAGAAAGCAUGCUUAUUGAGAUCUCGGCCAAAAUCCUUCUGAGAGUAUAUGAAUACUGCAUGUCUGAUACAUCCAUGGCUAGUCUCAAAUUUCUGGGAAAGUCCUUAAGAGUCUUAAUUUCU
This is a messenger RNA of Falco peregrinus (peregrine falcon), 6271 nucleotides long. RefSeq names its product kelch repeat and BTB domain containing 12 (gene KBTBD12). Gene Ontology annotation, molecular function: protein binding. Lineage: Eukaryota; Metazoa; Chordata; Aves; Falconiformes; Falconidae. The transcript has 5 exons. The record is from RefSeq and is a predicted model, not a curated record. The coding region runs from base 1253 to 3112 and encodes 619 amino acids.